Rhincodon typus (whale shark) is the source of this 1229-nucleotide messenger RNA. RefSeq names its product wingless-type MMTV integration site family, member 9A (gene wnt9a). NCBI's taxonomy places the organism in Eukaryota, Metazoa, Chordata, Chondrichthyes, Orectolobiformes, Rhincodontidae. The record is from RefSeq and is a predicted model, not a curated record. Gene Ontology annotation, biological process: cell fate commitment; multicellular organism development; canonical Wnt signaling pathway. Gene Ontology annotation, cellular component: extracellular region. Bases 35 to 1129 code for a protein of 364 amino acids. Gene Ontology annotation, molecular function: cytokine activity; frizzled binding. The transcript has 4 exons.
ACGAGAUGGUCAGCUUUCGAGCCGGUACAGCAAAAUGCUGGAUGGACACUGCUUUCUGGGAUGGCAACUCUUCGUUGUUAUAGUCUUUCUGACCAUCGGCAACGCCACUGCCUAUUUCGGUUUAACUGGUAAUGAACCACUCACCAUCUUGCCUCUGACUCAAGAAACAGGACAGCCACACGGGAAGGCCCACUUCAAGGUCUGUGACCGUCUGAAGCUGGAGCGGAAACAACGGCGAAUGUGCCGUCGGGACCCUGGAGUGGCAGAGACCCUCAUGGAAGCAAUCAGUAUGAGUGCCCUUGAGUGUCAGUACCAGUUCAGGUUUGAGAGGUGGAACUGCACCCUGGAGGGACGGUACAGGACAAGCCUUCUGAGGAGAGGUUUUAAAGAAACUGCCUUCCUAUAUGCCAUCUCUUCUGCUGGAUUGACCCAUGCCCUUGCCAAGGCUUGCAGCGCUGGACGAAUGGAGCGAUGUACCUGUGAUGAAGCUCCUGACUUGGAAAACCGGGAAGCUUGGCAGUGGGGAGGCUGUGGAGACAAUCUCAAGUACAGCAACAAGUUUGUCAAAGAGUUUAUGGGGCAAAAGAAAUCCAACAAAGAUUUACGAGCUCGCGUAGAUCUGCACAACACCAACGUUGGUGUCAAGGUUAUCAAAUCUGGCGUGGAGACCACCUGCAAAUGCCACGGCGUUUCUGGUUCCUGUACUGUUCAGACGUGCUGGAGGCAGCUGUCCCCUUUCCACGAGAUUGGCAAAUUGCUCAAGUUGAAAUAUGAAACCUCGCUCAAGGUAGGCAGCACGACCAAUGAAGCAACUGGGGAAGGAGAGAUUACACCACCGAAAAAGGCCAUUGCUGCUACCCAUCACCAACAACAUCAAAUCCCAAGGACUACUGACUUGGUCUACAUUGAUGACUCACCAAGCUUCUGUCGGCCCAGCAAGUACUCACCUGGCACUGCAACACGCAAGUGCUAUAAGGACAAGAACUGUGAGAGCAUCUGCUGUGGUCGGGGACACAAUACUCAGAGCCGAGUAGUGACGCGACCCUGUCAGUGCCAAGUACGCUGGUGCUGUUAUGUGGAGUGUAAGCAAUGUACUCAAAGAGAAGAGAUUUACACGUGCAAAGACUAAUGCUCCCAUGUUCCAAUGGGAAGGGCCCUGGGGAGUCAUGGUGAGGACCAUGGACAUUUGCCUGAGGAAAUACUGCAAUAAAUCCCAAUAAGUCCUCAAA